UAACACUAGUGAUAUAACAAUGUAAGAGGCCAAUAAUGACUAGUCCGAGACGAUCUAAAAAGAGUGGCCAGUGUGUUUUACAGCACUUAGACUGGGAUUCUCCAUCAGCCGCAACGGGGACGGUUAAAAGAAGAUCUUCUUGCCCUGAAAAUUCGUCGAAGAAAUCUCAAAAGAAAGAUGAAGGCAUAUUUGAAGUCCAAACACCGUCGGACUCUGGCAGUGGGACUUCGAGAAGUCUUGACGAAAACGAUAAAUCCGAUUCCCUUAUUGAAGUAGAAGAAAGGAUAUCAUGUAUUAUAAAUGAAAAUAGAUCAUCCCAAAGUAAUUCCGAAGCAAGUGAUGUGGACAUCGUUAUCGAUAGUAUUUUAGAAAAUCCAAUAAGAGAUGACUUAUUGGGUCACAAUGACUUAUUUGGUACUGAUCGAAGUAAAACCUUUAUAAAGUCAACUAAUCCUUUGUUAGAUAGAAAAAAUGUAAAUAGUGAUGAUGUUAGUAAAAAAGUGAAAGAGAAACGGCUGAGUACCCCUGUACAAAUAAAAAAAAUCAAUAAGUCUUUUGACUUUGUAAAAAGUACCAAAAGUACAAAAAUAGAUAGAUCACACGAUAAAUCCAGCGUACUACCCGUUUAUAAAAGCACAAUACAGGAAUGCUCAGUAGAUUUAAGCGGUAACAGUCAAAAGAAGAAGAAUUCUAAAUUAAAACUACCAUUUUCACCUGCAAAGGCCAUGGAUAAACCAAAGACAUUUUUCCAAAGUAAAACCAGUUUACAGGAAACCAAACCAUCACCUUUACUGUCUUCACCGAUAAGGAGAACUAUAUCAAAUGAGUAUGUACGUUUAAAAUUUACAAACGACACAGUUGUGCGACGAACAAUCGACGGAAAAUCUGUACAAAAGAUUACACCUAAGAUACAAUCAAUAAUACCCGAAAGUCCAAUAGACAAUGAAGACCCAUUUCUAAAUCUUAGUCCAAAUAAAAAAUACACUGUAACUGUUAAUAACAAAGUUAGAUGUGAUAAGGAUAAUUACGUUAUAUUCGAUCCGAAGACUGGAUUUAAGCCCGAAGAAUUAUCUAAGCAAUCAAGGAUUCCUUCUAAAUGUGCUGAAAAAUCGAAAAUCCCUUUGAAAUCGCCAGUAGGUGAAAAAUCUUUGGUUACAAGAAAAUCAGUGAGUGUUAGUGACACGGAUAGUGGCAUUUUGUCCCCUAAUUCCCCAGGUGAAACCAGUGAAAAUGUGUCUUCAUAUUACGUGAACGCCGCAGUGUUCAGUGAAACAGCAAAAAAGUGCGCAUCGGAUUUGGACAUCAAAAUCGUCGAUCCAGCAAUUGCUAGAAAAGCCACGGAACAAAUCAAGAUCUACACAGACUGGGCGAACCACUAUUUGGAGCGCGCGCGCUCGCGUCGUCGAGCGGGCACGUCAGGAGGAGGUCUAGCGAGGGAUUGUGCAGAUGGACUUCUACUUGCCGAUGUACUGGAGGGUGUCACUGGGCAGAAGGUUACAAGAGCUCAUCGGAAACCACGAAAUCCGCAACAAAUGUUGGAAAACGUCCAGUGUUGUUUGGAUUUCCUACACGCGCAAAAAGUCCAAGGACUGGAACAAGUCACAGCUGUUGAUAUUCGGGACGCAAAACUAAAAGCAGUCUUGGCGCUCUUUUUUGCAUUGAGCCGACAUAAACAAGCAUCGAAGCAAAGAACUGUGCCAUCUAGCGGCAAUGUGUCGAACGCGGGGAAGAGUUCAAACGAAGACGCGUCUUUGAGCUCCGUCCAGCGGAUAACAGGUGGCAGCAGCGAUGAGAUACUGACAGCCUGCGGAAACAACGUCGAAAUGACAACAUUAACAGCAAAUAGACAGGUGUCGGUGCUACAGACGUCGAUACCUUUGCCGGCGUCGGCCGCGGCGGUACGCAGAGCGCCUCCGGACAAAAGACCGCUACCUGCUACCCCAGUGCAUGGAGGCAAAAGCGGUCUUUCAGCAAGUUCUAGUCGAUCUACAAGUCCACUUGGUCAGGGAGCCAUCAGUUUUAUACCACGAGCGCCAAACUCAUCAUCUGGGUCACGACCCAAUUCGUCGUUACUUGCACCUGGUAGUAAAAUACCUUCCACCUUAACACAAACUCAACAAAACACUCAAAAUACCAACAGCCAGAAUGGCACGCCAACUAAACAGUCCAUGUUAGAUAAAUUAAAAUUAUUUAAUAAAGAUAAAAUAAGUAGUGAGAAACAAAGUAGCAAAAGUACAGUAGUAUCAAAACGCACCAGUUCCUCUAGUGGUUUCUCAUCUGCAAAAAGUGAGAGAUCUGAUUCCAGUUUAAGCUUAAAUGAGUCUGCAAAUGCUACAAACACUCAUAUCAAAUCUUCUAAUUUAAUAGGUCCUAAAAGUAUAAGACAACAAAAUGACCCCUCAUCAAAAGAUAAAACAAGUAAGAAUGUAAAAACUAAAUUAGUUAAUUCAAAAGUAGUUAAAGAAUCUUCCACAAAUGCUAGUAAAUCUAAUGCUAAAUCGAAUAGCAAUGAAAAAUCAAGAAAUAGUCCAAAAUUACCCGCUCGGGAUACGAAGCUAUCCACACCUAAAUCUGUCAGUAACACAAAAUUAAAUCAAAUCGAUGAUCAUUGCAGAAAUUCCAAAUCGAAAAUAGAGUCGAAAAUGGUGAAAGUUUCGGGAAACCAAAUGAAAUUUAGCGAUCAGCGAUUAGAAAAUAGCAUGGACUAUAAGACUUAUGAAAAUACAAAGAAUCAGUCUAAUCAAUUGCAGUCUCCUUCCCCUUCAAACGGGCCGUCUCUACCAUUACAAAAUCAUACCGGAAUUCCCAAGCCAACUGCCGCAGUAAAGGGAACUUCGAAGAUAUCUAAGGAAGAGAGACAUAAUAUUUUACAUAAAAGUACAAAUAGUCAAUUAAGCCCCAUACAAAGCAAUUCUAGUUUAAACUCUACAAAUAAUGUUCUUCCGUUCUCAAGGGAACAAUCUAAUUUGAAUAAAGAAGUUUCACAGAAACAAACGCUAGCAGUUUCCCCGAUGCCUGUUAGUAAUUCAGGAAAUCAAAACCCUACUUCUCAAAUGUCAGAAAGUUCUCAUUCAAAUUCAACUCACAGUACGACGGGGCAACAAUCGAAUUCUAGUGACGGCAGUGUUAUAUAUCGACCAUCAAGUGAAUCAGGGUCAGAAAUAUCAAAAAGUAGUAAUUUGGCAACUAACAGAAGACUGGAUAUGAACACAACGUACAUCAACGAUGUUAUUAAUGAGGCAGAGAUAUCAGAAAAAGAGGCAGCUCAAAAGAGAAUGCUGGAUAAACCUAGUCCUAGGCCAAUAUUUGAACUAAAUAAAACAUUAACUGAGUAUGACAAAAGCGACAGUAGUUCAAGCACCCCCACACACUGUCGGGAGAAUUCUCUAGGAGAUGAUGAGAAUCCACUAAUGAAUGUAUUGCCUAUGAGGCCGUUACUCCGAGGGUACAAUAGUCAUUUAACUUUGCCAAUGCGAACUUCUGGCUUAGCGCAAAAAAACAUUCCAGGAUAUCCGCAUCAUGCAAACACAGUCAAAGCUAAUUUCGGCCGGGAAAACAUGGGUUUGCGUGAUCGUAUAAAUUACGGUCCCGGUUUUUCUAACCCCGAUUACUGUGACCUUGAAGUCGCCUCUGGCUAUAUGUCAGAUGGCGAUUGUCUCAGAAGAAUAAAUGUAAACGAAAUGGAUUGUGGACGAAAUAAUGAUAUAAUGGAUGGAUACAUGUCUGAAGGUGGUGCUUCACUGUAUGGACGAAGAAUCAACUACCAGCAACCAUCGCAGUUUCAGCUUGAUGACAGACGCGGUGGCGUUCGCAGAGGUAUGGAAGGCGGUAGUGGUGUGGUUUACCGCGUGGUAGGCCGCACUCGCAACAAGGCCGACUGUGGACAGCAGACCGAGAGGCAGCCGCCAACCCCCCGAGAUACCACGUGGAAGAAGUACACUGACUCACCCGGUGUUGGUGGCCCACCGUUGAACCAACAAGCACAAACUCCACCGAGCCCGUCUCACGGACGGAAGGGUGACCGACGUACUGGCCACCACUCGCCGCAACACCACAAAAGGGAGAAGCUCACUGCUGCCCAGCAACUUGGCAUUGCGCCACAUCCUCAGUAUCCAGCUCCUAAUUCGUCUAGUCAACAUUCCUCAAGAGGUGGAGGUUCGCAGUUACAGUCACCCAGUGGCCCUUCGUCGCGCCCAUCGAGUGUAUCAAGCGGCGGCAACGGCAGCACUUGUUCGUCAGGGAAGGCCAAAGUUCCUCAAAACUUCGGUUACGUGAAAAGACAAAAUGGCUCCCAGCCGCCGCCGCCGCCCCCUCCUAACGGACCUCCUCAACAUGGCCAUCCUGGCAGAACAGCCCAGGUGUCAGCGGUUCCUCGAACGAAAGUCAAAGUAUCUGGUGGUACUCAAACUUGUACACAGGACCUACAAAUACACAAAAACGGCAUCGGACCAAAAUCUUAUUCUCUCGGUGGUACAGCGGCUGCCCAGCUGUCUGCCUCCGUGCGGGAGAGACUACUGGGCUCGCAGUCCCUGCCCAAGCCUGGGACUCAUGAGUUCGCAGCGUUGUUCCAUCACCACAGAGCCGUUCCUCGAGGUGGGAUGAAGAUUAGUGACGGAAGCCUAUCUGAUACCCAAACUUACUCCGAGGUCAAAUCUGACUACGGUAUACCAUACGCACCAUGGCUGAGACAUAGCAACACUUACUCUGCAAGCGGCCGCUUAUCCGAAGGCGAGUCGAUGGAGUCCCUCACGUCCCUGCAUUCGGCGCAGGCGCACAACCACACAUCAUCUCCUAACUCACAUCAUCGCAGCUCACUCACACACAAUAAGCUCAUCAUGCACCGUGAUGCACAGAGUUCAAGACUGAACAGAAGCAACAGCAUUAGAUCAACAAAAUCUGAGAAACUGUACCCAUCUAUGUUGCAAAGAUCUUCGGAGAGUGACUACGAACCCUACUAUUGUUUGCCAGUACAGUACGGACCAGGAGGACAAGGUCUGAACUAUGGUGUGUCUGAGCCGCCCUCGCCGUCGCCGAGAUCAGCACUAAGCCCCACACAUCAGCCAGGGAACGUCAUGCACACUCCACGACACUCUCACCACUAUCCCAAGAAAAAUGACGAAGCGCAUGGAUCAACUGCGUCUUUGGUGUCAACGGCGUCAUCUUUAGCCGCAGGCGCCGGCAAUGAAGAAAGGCAUGCGCACGAGGUUCGCAAGCUGAGAAGAGAAUUGGGAGACGCCAAAGAGAAGGUCCAUACGCUGACGACGCAACUUACCACCAAUGCACAUGUGGUGUCAGCCUUCGAGCAGAGUCUCUCCAAUAUGACACAACGACUGCAGCAGCUAACGGCAACAGCAGAAAGAAAGGAUUCCGAGUUAACGGACCUUCGUCAGACGAUCGAGCUGCUUCGGAAGCAGUCGAUCCAGGCGGGUCUCACCACAGCGCAUAUGCAGUCCAUGGGAAUUCGAGCCGAUGGCGUCAAUGUCACGGGGCAGGAACCAAAUCCACCGCAAACACAACAGUUUUCACCACAAAGGCUGGCUCAAGGAAAUGGCGCAAUCACGCGACAUCUCUCUACUGACAGUGUUUCGAGCAUCAACAGCCUCAGUAGUGGAUCAUCAGUACCCCAUGAUAAAAAACACAAAAAGAAAGGCUGGCUGCGCUCAUCGUUCACAAAAGCUUUCUCGCGAAAUGCCAAGAUAUCUAAAACGGCGAAGCACUCCUCCCUCGGGCAACUGUCGUCGCAAGACAGCUCGUCGGGCUCGCACCACUACGACGACCCGCACACGAUCCGAGAAGGAAGCAACGAGAACAGUCUCGAACAUUCCCACGAAACUCUUGACAACUCCAAAGAUAAAACGACUUGCCCUGCAGCUAACGCCGAGGAACAAACCAAAGAAAAACAAGAUCAAGCCGUCUUAGUAGAUGAAUUGAAACGACAGUUACGUGAAAAGGAUUUGGUACUAACAGAUAUAAGGCUAGAAGCGCUAAGUUCGGCUCAUCAACUCGAAAGUCUUAAGGAUACAGUGAUUAAAAUGAGGAAUGAGAUGCUUAACUUGAAGCACAAUAACGAGCGUUUGCAGCGACUUGUGACGUCUAGAUCUCUUGCGGGAAGUCAGAGCUCAUUAGGCACAGGCGGCUCCGCUGUGGAAGAUCCAAGACGAUUCAGUCUGGCUGACCAAAGUACUAUGCAUCAGGCGGUGCUAGAUAUUCAUUCACAACCUCUCGAUUUAGACUUUAACUGUAUGUCUUCAACUCCUUCAAGAGAUCUUUCAAAGAAAGGCUCACCAAAAACGAGCAUAGUAGAACCGAUAUACGGUAAUAAAGCAGUUUGCGAACUCAAUGAAAACAGUGAAGCCUUAUUGGGAGCUUUAAAUGGUGCGAGUGACAUAUUUACAAACGGUCUGAGCGCCGGAGACAGAAUAAGUGGCGAUUACGAUAUCAAUACAGUGCUACCGCCCCCUAAAAGCCGUGAGUUGGCGAUAGGGGAAAGCUAUUCAGAUAUCGGUGUUGCCGAUAGUCAAGGAGAUACGACGGAUGGGAAGAAAAUAGCGAUCGCUGUGUAUUUGGGUCAGCCGGAAACAUUCCAAAGAUAUUUUGAAGAAGUGCAAGAUACUCUCACUGAGUCAGAGUGCAGAUUUUACGCCAAGCAAACGGCUAGCUCGUUCAAUAACCAUUUCGAUAAGCAGCCGAGCUUUGAUUCGCCGAGAAUUUCUCAAACACAUAGCCCCGAAAUAGAAACCCAAGAUUAUCCCCAAUCUAUUAAUAAGUCAAACACAAAUAGCCUUAAAAGUAAUAAAUCGACGCACAGUAAUUCUUAUAAGAACGUGUACAAUAGUGAUUCGACAAUAAACUGUAAUGAGUUUACCAUAGCGUACACGUAUAUAUCUGGCAAGACUACUUGGCAGAAUUUAGACUAUAUAGUUAGGAAAACAUUCAAGGACUAUUUGUCGAGGAUAGAUCCUGGAACGAAUCUCGGUUUGAAUACGGAUUCAAUAACGUCUUACCAUUUGGGAGAAGCGACCCGCGGUCCCGAAAUUGGUUUUCCCGAGUUAUUGCCCUGCGGCUAUAUUGUCGGGACCGUAAAUACAUUGUACAUUUGUUUACAAGGAGUAGGGAGCCUGGCAUUCGAUAGCCUCAUACCAAAAAAUAUUGUAUAUAGGUACGUUUCACUUUUAUCGGAACACCGGAGGGUAAUACUUUGCGGGCCGAGUGGUACUGGGAAAUCGUAUUUGGCGGCAAAAUUGGCGGAAUUUUAUGUACAGAGAACGCAGCGAAGAGGAAAUCCAGUAGAAGCCGUGGCAACGUUUAACGUGGACCGUAAGUCAUGUAACGAGCUACGCGCGUACCUCGCCAACAUCGCGGAGCAGUGUAGCGGAGCAGCGGCUGGGGAGGAGGCCCUGCCAGCGGUGGUCGUGCUGGACAAUCUGCAACACGCAUCAGCGCUGGGUGACGCCUUCGCUGGCCUCUUACCACCUGAUACCAGGAACAUGCCCGUUAUAAUUGGCACAAUGUCACAAGCAACGUGUAAUACAACAAACCUUCAAUUGCACCAUAACUUCAGAUGGCUUCUUACUGCCAACCAUAUGGAACCUGUAAAAGGAUUUUUAGCCAGAUAUCUUCGUCGGAAGCUAUUCUCAUUGGAGCUGCGAUUAGGCCGUCGUGAGCCAGCGUUGGCGGCAGUACUGGAAUGGCUUCCAGGGGUGUGGUCGACUCUCAAUGCAUUCCUAGAGGCGCACUCUUCGAGCGAUGUCACCGUCGGGCCACGACUCUUCCUCGCCUGCCCUAUGGACUUGGAAGCUAGUCAGGCGUGGUUCGCGGACGUGUGGAACUACAGCAUCGUGCCGUACGCGUCGGAGGCGGUGCGCGAGGGCGUGGCGCUGUACGGGCGGCGGCGGCACGCGGCCGUGGACCCGCUGCAGCACGUCAAGUCCAGCUACCCGUGGAGGGAGCCCAACCAUUCACAUACUUUGCGACCGAUUUCAGUAGAAGAUGCUGGUAUGGAAGAAGCUAAUCAAGAUGCGAACACCAACAGCAAUCAAGAUCCUUUGUUGAAUAUGCUGAUGAGGCUUCAGGAGGCAGCGAACUACAGUGGAAACCAAAGCCAGGACUCCGACAACGCCAGCAUGGACUCGAAUCUCACACACGAUAGCUCUAUGGGCAACGAGCUUUAACGUAUAACGUCCAACACCACAGAUAAUUAUGAAUACCAGCUUUAUAUACCAAGCUACUCUGAAACCUGUAGGCAAAAGACAAUUGAAUGUUAUCUAUGACAGCUAAAAUUGUUAAAUUAUGUCCUACAUUAUUAUUAAUAAUUAUUAGAGUAUUAAAAUAUUUGUGACAUGUAUACAAUUAUACAAUAUACAUACCUACUUAGUUCCUUUAAUUUCUAAAAGAAAAUAUAAGACAAUUUAUAAGUUAUAUCACAAAUCACAGGUAUAGUUCUGAUUAUGGUUAUAAAUUAAAAAUGGCAUAUUAAAAUUAUAGGUAUUUCUUCAUUUUGGUGGUAUUUAUAGUGCAUUUAAUUAAUACUGUCACAUGUUAACUAUAUUAUACAAAGCCAAAUAUUUGCCAUAUGUACAUUAUUUCUAUUUAUUUAUGAAGUUAAAACGCUUUAGUUUACUUUUUAGGUGCUUUAUAUUCUUGUAAAUUAAUAUACUUGCCUAGGUGUAAUAAAAUAUUAAUUAUUUCUUUUUCAUCAUGAAAGGAUUAGCUCUGCAUAUUUGUAAAUGACAGCAAAUAUCAUAAGCAAGAGUGCCAGCCUUUCUCUAUUCCAAAUACUUAUUAUUAUGAAAUUUUUAACAUUUAUGUUAAAAACUUUAAUACGAUGAUCUUUAAUAACUUUCGAGAUAAAACUACUAGUGCCUGAGCGAGGUAUUCCAAUAAUGUGAAAUAUUUUAACGGUGUAGUAACUGUUAAUGUUUAUAUAAAAACUUUGUGGCUUUUACUAUUGUUAUAUUUUUUCAAAGUUAGGAUAUCAACACGUUUGUAUUACUAUGAUAAUAUUGUAUGUAAUAUAUUAUUAUGAAAGUGUAAUUUUUAUACCAUUUUCGUAUAAAACUCAUGUACCUAAUGAUAAAAGUAAGUUGUAAAUAAAAAAAAAUGUUUAUUUAAUAUAAUUUUUUUUUCUAUGUGACAACACUAACCGCCAUUAUGCCAUAUAUUAAUUAUACAGCGUUGAUUUUGUAUAGAGAUGUGUAAGUAACUAAAUGUUACGGUGUUCGGUAUGGAUUUACUUGUGUGCGUAACAGAAAAGUGAUAUCUACAAUCUAUGCUUUACAGAAAUUGUGAAAAUAAACAUUGAUUACAUUAAAAA
This is a messenger RNA of Bicyclus anynana (squinting bush brown), 9313 nucleotides long. RefSeq names its product protein sickie (gene sick). Gene Ontology annotation, biological process: nervous system development; neurogenesis. Gene Ontology annotation, molecular function: protein binding; ATP hydrolysis activity. The transcript has 33 exons. The coding region runs from base 36 to 8171 and encodes 2711 amino acids. NCBI's taxonomy places the organism in Eukaryota, Metazoa, Arthropoda, Insecta, Lepidoptera, Nymphalidae. The record is from RefSeq and is a predicted model, not a curated record.